CUCUCCCAGACGAACAAAAAGAUGGACCUUGAGAAGCACGACUCGCCGUCUCUGUCGGCUACGACUGACGGUCUGCCCGUCCUCACGUCAGAAAGAUUGGAACGUGCCGCGCGGGAGCAUCAACACUUUGAGAAGCGCGAUGGUCGCUUCAUCCUUGACCCCGAGGAGGCCCGCCAGGAGUUUGGCGAUGAGAUCGCCAAGUCACUCAAGCUGUCCGACGACGGCAAGUAUGUCCUCUGGCCUCAGCCGAUGGGCGAAGACGACCCGCAGUCGUGGAGCGAGGGCAAGAAGCGACUCACGCUCAUCGUGGCCGCGCUCGCCGCCUUCGUGCCCGACUUUUCCUCGGGCGUUGGUAUCGCUUCCCUCUUCAACCUCGCAAAGCAGUUUGAGACGACGCCAAACAACAUCAACAAUCUCACAUCCAACUGGUCCAUCUUCCUGCUAGGGCCCGGCGGCAUCUUGGCCGUCAUUCUCGCCAGGCGCUUUGGCCGUCUACCCGUCAUGUUCUGGUCGCAGGUCUUUGGCGUGGCAUUUAUGGUCGGGUGCACCUUUUCGCAGAAUCUGGCGACGUUCGCAGGGAUGCGCUGCCUCCAGGCCUUUUUCUCGACGGCGCCACAGGUCACGGGCCUCUACGUCGCCACCGACAUCUACCCCGUCCACCGUCAGAACCGCGCAAUCGCCCUCUGGACGCUCUUCUACAUCGUCUCGCCCUUCAUGAGCCCCUGGCUGUUCGGCUACCUCUGCGCGCGGCAGAGCUGGCGGUGGGCAUACGGAGCAGGCGCACUGUACGGCCUCGUCGUCGUGCUCCUCAUCGCAUUCCUCUUGGACGAGACCAUGUACGAUCGCCACCUCGGUCACCAGAGGCUGCAGCAGCUCAAGGAAGGACAGUCCAAGGGCCUGCGCCACCGCAUCGAGAAGCUCGUUGGUGUGGUUGGAUGGAGACUUCGCAAGCACCGGACCCCGUUCCUGCAGUCGAUCAAGGACUUCCUCGACGUUCUCUGGCGACCGCACUUUUUCCUGCCCCUCAUCCUCAUCAUGUUUGGUCAGUCUUUCGGCUUCACGAUUGGUAUUAAUGUUACGAACCCGGUGUUCCUAGCCACGCCAAAACCCAUCGGCUUCGGACUCAAGGAGGAUCUCGUCUCGACAAUGUACCUGACGCCCAUCGUUGGAGCUCUCAUCGGCGAGGUCCUCGCUCGCUUCCUCGCUCAGAUUUCCACACGCAUCUCGCUGCGGCGCAACCACGGCGUUCUCGAGUCCGAGGAUCUGCUUCUGCCCACCAUUCCCGGCAUCGUGCUGUACGUCAUCGGCAUGUGCCUCUUUGGAUGGGCCAACCUGCACAAGGAGAGCCUCGCCGGUGUCAUCUUUGGCUGGGGCCUCGUCGAGGUUGGCACGCUCAUCAUGGUCGUCGCCGUCCUCGCCAAGUCUUCGCUCGACUUUCCGGGCCGAGAGGGCGAGAUCUCGGCUCUCGUCAACCAGGCCAGGGUGCUCGGUGGCUUUGCCGUGCCUUACUUUGAGACCAUCUGGGCCGAGAGGGACGGCAGCCUCGUCGUCUUUGGCGCCGAGGGCGGCAUCGUUGCGGGUCUCUGGCUGCUCUCUGUGCCUACGCUCUUCCUCUUUGGAAAGAGUCUUCGUGAGCGGUUCAGCAUCAAGCAGCAGCAGCAUGCGUGA
Molecule: messenger RNA, 1668 nt
Organism: Acaromyces ingoldii
Lineage: Eukaryota; Fungi; Basidiomycota; Exobasidiomycetes; Exobasidiales; Cryptobasidiaceae
Product: MFS general substrate transporter
Exons: 2
Coding region: 22-1668 (548 amino acids)
Biological process (GO): transmembrane transport
Molecular function (GO): transmembrane transporter activity
Source: RefSeq, a predicted model, not a curated record